This is a messenger RNA of Nylanderia fulva, 2266 nucleotides long. The record is from RefSeq and is a predicted model, not a curated record. NCBI's taxonomy places the organism in Eukaryota, Metazoa, Arthropoda, Insecta, Hymenoptera, Formicidae.
UUUCCCAAUUCUGAUAUGUAUAUGAAUCUAUCUAUUUUUUUAUAGUUACCUAACUUUAUCACGAAAUGCGCAAUAACGUAUGUUAAUAUAAUUAGAAAUAAAUUUUUAAUUUUUGACGUUAAAUAUUAUAAAUGAUAUGUUUUGAUGUGAUACGUAUGUAUGUGUACCUGUGAGUGUGUAUGUAUUUGUAUGUAUCUGUUAUGAUUCAGAGAGAUAACAGAAUCGGAGAGUUAUCUUCAGUUAUUUCCGAAGACUCGAACGAGAAGGUUUCCACUGCGACUUGGAAACUAUAUAAAAGAAUCUUAAGCGAGAGCGAAGAUACAUAUAGAAAAUAAAAUAAUCUCACAUUCGCUUUAGUUAUCAACGGAAAAUUAUAUCCUAUAAAUCAACGAUUAACAAUACGCGAGUGAGAUUGAAAUUGCUAAAUAAUAUUGUGAACAAAGCUGUUAAAUUACAUUUACAAACUUUGUCCUACAUAUCGUUGUUCCUACUUUUCCUAUUUUAUAACUAAAAAAAGGAUGGAAAACGUAAUGAGUGAUAAUGCGGCAAAAGAUAUUGAAAAAACAAUAAAGCAGGGACGUUUCCGUUUUGCGAUGAAAUGUCUGCAUAAAGUUAUGGAAGUCAAUCCAAAUAGAAAUUUGGUCUUCAGUCCGCCUUGCAUAUAUAAUGCACUUUUUCUGACACAUUUUCUGAUUAAAGGUGCAAUUGAGGAGCGCUUAAAAUUGAUUCUUUGUUUAGGGAUUUUCAGCAAAACAGAUUUUAUGAACUAUUGUUCUUACAAAAAAAGCAAAGGGGAAAUAUGGAUGCUCAAUUCCGAGAAUUGCAUCAAUGACGUUAGAUGUUGGAUUAACCAUAAUUUAGAGGAUUUUCCACCUAAAGUAGCUAAGACAAUAUCUUAUUUAUUUGAGGAGCCAAUCAUCAGCCUAGAAAUAUGCAAAACUUGUAAGCAGACAAAAAUAAAUAACAUUAAUCGAUUAUUAAAGAAAUCGGUAGAUGGAUUCAUUAAUGAGCCCGUGAGAUUACCUGAUGACGAACAAGAUAUUAUUCUGAUGACCUCUAUCUCUCACAAAUUCCAAAAUUUGUCGGCCAGUAAUACUAUUGUACAACAGAGGGAUUAUCGAGUUAUAAGCUAUUUCAAUCAUGAAUUGAGCAUUCACGUGACCGAUGUACCCUACCAGCAUGAAAGCAUUUCGCUGCUUAUGUUCUCACCUGCGUCGAUAAUCUCAGGUGUAUGGAAGAUCAUUGAAAACAUCAGCCAUUCUGACUUUUUAAAUUUCACCAAACAAUUGUCGACCAUGAAUGGAAUCAGUAAAUUGCGCAAACUGUUAAGAGACCUUGAUGCAUCACGAAAACAAAAUUCUACGAACUCUCAGCAAUUUUUGCCCUUCGAGGUGGAGAAAAAUCUGACAAUCCUCGAGCUUCUGGAAGCACUUAAAGUCGAACAAUUGUUAACGUACGAACUGGAUGUUAUAUCAGGGAAGAGCAGUGUGCAAAUCCGCAAUGCCGUGCAUCGGUCUCACAUCAAGGCCGCAAGGCGUGAAGUGAUCGUAGGUGCGAUGACCUUGAUUAACAGCAAAGGAGAAAACUCCCCAUCGGACUUCAAAAUAAUCGACGUAAGUUGUAAUAAUCCGUUCGUCUGGAUGAUCUAUGACUUAAAACAUCAAGAAAUUCUUUUUAUCGGCGCUUGUAAUAGUGCCGAGACCAAUUGUCAAAAUAUAUCGAUGAAUAUAGAUCAGGCAAGUCCAUUAAACAGUCCGCAAGCAAAGAAGCCGCGGUCUGAAUAUAGUUAAGAACUUUAAAAAACUGUAGAUGUUUAGAAAAAUAGUAUUUUGUUAAUUCUUUAAAUAUUUAAAACAUGCGACCUUCAGUUUGCAAAAUAGUUAAUGCGACUUAUGAUAUAAAAACGAGUUUGUCAUUCCUGAUAAAGAUUGAGUUUAAAAUUACACAAAUCAGUUAUAUACACUAUGAAACGAUCGAUGCAACAGAUCUGUAGUUACUACAUAAUGUUUUGUAAUUGUGAACGUUUUUACUUCCUCCUAUACAAUUCCACAUUUUAAUUAUUUGGAUCGACAUGUAUUAUAUUUGUGCGCAAUCUAUGUACAACUUCUGUUAAAAAUUCGGAGGCUAAUGAAAUAAUACUUUGGUUAGUUGAAUUUAAUGUAUGCAUGCAAUAAAUUUAUAAUAUUCUAAAAAUAAAAACCAGAAAGCUCGUAUUUUAUAAAGUUGUUUGUUUAAAAAACAGAUAAUUAAAUCUUUCUUUCUCAAA